AGUGGUGUACAAUAUUUAUACACGCAUUAUCAUCGAAAGUGAGUUGUUGACUGGCCCAGCAGUGUGCCGGGCACUUGUACAGUCCGAAUAAUAUAUAUAGAUCGCUAGUCUCUAUAUGUUGUUUGUUCGUUUAUUCUAUUACGACUUGUUUCAUCUCUUUAUUCUUUCGUCCGUUUUUUUUCCCCCUUUUCGCAUUUUUGUUUGCUGAAGCGGCGGCCGGCCGGCCCCGAAGGUCACGCAACUCUCUGUCGAGAUAUCAGAUGUGUGUGUACUGCCCGGCCCGCUCAGCAACACCCGACUCGAGUGGCCUCCUCCCCCCAUGCAUGGGAAUCGAUAGUGGAAACGAAACGUUCAGAUCAAGCCCUUAUAUCGAUACGCUAGGCUACGAACAACAUGGGUCGCCCAGCUGACGACUGCGUGACUUGACGUAAUCACGAAGCCAAAGGAAAAAAAACUUUUUCGGAGGGGGGGUUAUCGCUGUCUCCCGAGUUUUAUUUUUAUUUUUUUUUCGUCUGCUGUGUAUGCACUUCCAAGUAAGUUUCAAUUACCUGAUUCCAUGCAAAUCGCAUUCAAAUCAACUCGAUUGGAAUUACAAGAAAAUAACGUUUUUCCGACUAAAUUGCCAUUUUCCCUUGUCCAUCGGACCUGCAAUGCAUUCGGAAAUAAUUUCAAUGUCUCACGCUAUUCGUGUUUUCCCUUAUUGGCUAGGACGGCACCAAUUGUUGUUACAUAACGGUGUAUAAUAUGUCCUUUAAAGUAUUAGGGGUGAACCGUUUGCUGGCGAAUAACUAGAACAUAAAUAGUGCAGGCUAGACACAAUUUCCGUAGAAAUGUUGAAAGAGAUAAAGGUGACGACAAGAAAUUAUUUGUUUCGCAAUUUCUUUAUAGUUUAGAAAAAAGUUUUGUAAAAUCUGUCGACUAGCCGUAUCAGUUGCUAUAACGUAUUAAAUAUUGUUUGCGCACGAUGAUGUCACAGAUUUCUUCAUCAUGGGCCUUCUCUCCUGUUUAAAUAAAGUUAUUUAUUUUUGAUGUAAUCAUUCUAUUAAGAGUCGAAGUAUCAUUAUUGUGUACCCGUUGUUAUCUGCAGUCAUUCUGGAUGACCAAAUAGUUGUUGGCUUUCUCCUUCAAAUAAAUAAAAAUGAUGCAGCAAAAAUCAGGUGCACACGGAUACAGCUACGUUGGAAUUGCCGAGACAUUGAAUGAUUCAGCUUGACAAUAAAAUAGCGCUGGAAUUCGAACCGAAUCUGCUGUGAAAUCUCAAUACUUUGGCAUCGGUAACGCGACCCUUUUUUUGGAUUGCCGCGUUAAGUAUCGCGUGGAAAAUAAAGAGGGGGGGGGGAGGUAUUAUACAUGUACAGUUUACGUAAGGAUGGAAACGCCUCCGACAAACUGAAAUAAACAAAUCUCGGAAGAAAGAAGAAAAUGUUGAUAAUGACAGGAUUUUUGGCGGAAUUGUCCCUGAGAAUUGCCGUCCUUUCCUCCGCCAAGUCGAAAAAGCGAUAAUAAAAACCAUCGCCAAACAAACCUUUUUUUAAAAGGUCUGUGCCUUUCAAGGACCAUUGCCAUAAGAGUGUGGAGAAAAGAGAGAGUCCAUAAUACAGCGCUAUCAUUUUAUCUCGGCAACUCGAGUCCUUGAGAGAGCUGGAGCUGAGAGAAAAUUCCAAUACCUUUUACUUUGUACAGGCCCCCGGUACACCCAUUUCCCAACCACCACCAACAGCAGCAAUCCAUUUUCCACAGAUUGAAUCGGGCGAGCUGUCGAGUUAUUCAGUCGACAUCUCCGUCGCAGGUCUCCCAAAAAUCUGCUUCAUCCGUCGACCACAUUUCCAGUGCCGGAAUUGAUUUGAUUUUCGGUUAUAGUGAAAAAGUAGUGGAACACAUUGUGUGGUGGUGGAUCUCGGCCUAAAUUCACUAGUGAAGAAACACACACUUUUUUGUGUGUCUCGUUGCGGUUGUCCCACUUAUAAAUUUGCGGUCGAAAAAGAAGAUGGCUGAUGCGGAGAAGAAGAAACGUUUGAACGUCGAGUUCAAGUCGAUGCCAGAGUCACUCGAGGAGCAGUUCCUCAAGGAUUUUCCAUCCUACGACGAGGGUCUGGUGCGUGGUGAGCCGGGAGGAUUUGUCCUGACGCCGCAGUAUGGAGAGCACGCCGAAGAGCUCUACAAUUUCCACGUCCGACCUGAUGACAUUUGGGUUCUGAGCUUCCCCAAAAGUGGAACGACGUGGACUCAAGAGCUCGUCUGGCUAAUUGCCAACGAUUGCGAUUUUGAAGGGGCCAAGAAGAAAUUGAACGAUCGGUCACCUUUCAUCGAAUUCCCGUGCUUGGUGCCGAGGAAUGGCGAGCACCAUUAUGCGCACUUGCCAUCGAUUGGAAAACAAUUGGAACUCGUCGGCAAUUUACCGUCGCCGAGGAUCAUCAAAACUCAUUUGCCGUUGGAUUUACUGCCGCCCCAACUCUCCGAGACGUGCAAAGUUGUGUACGUCGCUCGUAAUCCAAAGGACGUCAUCGUCUCCUAUUUCUUCCACCACCGACUGAUCAAAUUCCACUACUUUGACGGCGAUUUGCAGAGUUUCGCCCACCGUUUCAUGCAGGACCAAGUCUUUUAUUCGCCCUACUUUGGACAAAUUCUCAGCGCAUGGGAGCGUGCAAAGACCGAUGAAAAUGUCCUCUAUCUCUUCUACGAGGAUUUGAAAAAGGAUUUACGAGGCGGGAUUGAAAGAGUGGCCCAAUUUCUCGGCAAAUCCCUCAGCGAGGAUCAGCUGGGAAAACUCACUCAGCACCUGACCUUUGAAAAUCUGUCAAAGAACUCGGCCGUGAAUAAGGAGGAUGGAAAAACCUCGGGAUCCUUCAACGAAAAUGGCCAAUUCAUGCGUAAAGGUGAAACGGGAGAUUGGGAAAAACAUUUCAGUCCCGAGCUGAGCCGCCAGAUUGAUGAGUGGACCGAAUCGAAUCUUCGUGGGAGUGACAUCACCUUCGUAGACAAAAUUUGAACAGGGAAUUUUCUUCAUUCUUUCUUUAAAAAAUGUGAUGGUUUGAUUGGUUUCCUUUUAUCGUCCUGUUAAGAUUUCUAUAUUCACAUAGAUUGUAUAUUAAAUGCAAUAAAAUUACACGUACCCUGGGAGAUUGUAA
Messenger RNA from Daphnia pulex (common water flea), 3128 nucleotides. Its product is annotated as sulfotransferase 1 family member D1-like. Gene Ontology annotation, cellular component: cytoplasm. The transcript has 7 exons. Gene Ontology annotation, biological process: sulfation. Gene Ontology annotation, molecular function: sulfotransferase activity. Bases 1988 to 2989 code for a protein of 333 amino acids. The record is from RefSeq and is a predicted model, not a curated record. Lineage: Eukaryota; Metazoa; Arthropoda; Branchiopoda; Diplostraca; Daphniidae.